GUCCAAGCGUUUAGCCGUGGUUCUAUUUUGACCCGGAAGUGAAAUAUGAGUGACCCUAUUACGGACAACCAGAUCAGUUGUUUGGUUGACCUGCCGUCUUUUGUUUCCUGAGUACACAAGCUUCUACAUCGGGGUGCCUACAUCAAGCGGACACUAGAUACAGAUAGUAGCAGCUGUUAAAAUACUUCCCUACCAGUUGUAUCCGAUUAGUGCCCCAAUAAUGCACCCUUUACUCUUGAGACACUGGAGGCCCGCUACAUUUUAUGUUCGCCGUCUUCAAGUCAGCGCCUUUUGUACAAGUACUGGUAGCUCAAGGCCAUCUGUUUCUUGUUUAGAAAAGUUCCUGCAUGCUUCUGAGGUCAGACAUGUGGCUACCACAAGGUCCCGAAGUUUUUCGAGUGUUAAAAAUCCCGGCAUACUGAAGAGCAGGUUUCCAGAUGGCAACAUUCCUGGGAACGAGACCUUGACCCAGUACGUCACACAACACUUUGAUGACUAUGGGAACGAUGUCGCAAUCAUAAACGGUGUUACCGGGGAGAGUUACACUUAUCUGCAGCUGAAAGACUUGAUUAGACGCUUCGGCAGCGCCCUCACGCGAUUGGGAUUCAAACAGCAUGACGUGUUGGCUGUCUUCAGUCCGAACGUGCCAGAAUACGCCAUAGCGUUCUUCGGGGCUACGUCAGUGGGUGGCGUGGUAACCACUGCAAACCCAACGUACACAGCAGAUGAGCUGGCACACCAGUUGAGACAUUCCAAUGCUCAUUACGUCAUCACAGUACCGGAAGUGGCGGAAACUGUGAAAGCAGCCAAAUACAAAUGUCCAAACGUAAAAGAAAUCUUCGUCAUCGGAAGUGACGUACCAGAAUGCCGAUCUUUCUCCGAACUUCUUGAAGAUGACGGCUUGGCCUUUCCUGCAGACGUGCCCGUGAACGUGACGGAGGACGUGGCGGUACUGCCGUACUCCAGCGGUACCACGGGGUUGCCGAAAGGAGUGGUUUUGACCAACAACAACAUCGUCGCCAAUCUCAGACAAAUCAUACACAAGGGGAUGCUAGAAUUUAACCGCCAUGAGGACAGCCUGAUCGCACAGUUGCCGUUCUUCCACAUCUACGGGAUGGUAGCCGUGCUGUCCUGCUGUCUCCGGCAGGGAGUCAAAAUCGUCACCAUCCCACGGUUUGAGCCCGAGCUGUACCUGCGCGUCAUUCAAGACUACAAGGUAAACCGGGUGAUGAUGGUUCCUCCUAUAGCUCUGUUCCUGUCCAAACACCCGCUAGUGGACCAGUACGACCUGUCUCAUGUGAAGGAUCUGAUGUGCGCUGCAGCACCGAUGGGUAUAAACCUCACCAUGGCUCUGCGGGAUAGACUGAAUCCUCAAUCUCUAAGACAAGGUUACGGACUAACCGAGACUAGCCCUGUCACACACCUCUGUAUGGAAGACGAGUUCGCACCUGGAGCAGUCGGUGUCAUCAUACCAAACACGGAGAUUAAGGUGAUCCAUACCGAGACUGGGGUGGCUCUCGGUGAGGGAGAGGACGGGGAAAUCUGUGUCCGCGGACCGCAGGUCAUGAAAGGCUACUUAAACAACCCUGAAGCAACAGCGGGGUGUAUCGAUGCUGAAGGCUGGUUCCACACAGGUGAUAUUGGACAUUACGAUGACAAGGGGUACUUCUACAUCGUUGAUCGACUAAAGGAGCUUAUCAAGUAUAAAGGGCUACAGGUCGCACCUGCAGAUCUAGAGGCUGUUCUGCUUGGCCAUCCCGGGGUGCAGGACGUGGCCGUUAUCGGGCUGCCCGAUGACGAGGCCGGGGAGGUGCCCAAAGCGUUUAUCGUCAAAAAGACAGAUGAUGUCACGGAGCAAGAGAUCGUAGACUAUGUCGCAGGCAAAGUGGCACCAUUCAAGAAGUUACGUGGCGGAGUCGAGUUCGUGAAAGAAAUUCCAAAAUCUGCCAGUGGGAAAAUCUUGCGGAGGACACUCAGGGACAAGUCUAGAAUCUAAUUGACUUUCUUUUUUAACUGGCCCUAUGCGUUUAUAUCGAAAUGCAUAAGAUAGGAGCUAGUCUUGUGACUUGUUGGCUUUACUGUUAAGGUUGUGUAUGUUGGAAGCCGACGACAAUUAAAAUUGAUAAUGUGACGUGGUUACAGUAUGGUUACAACACAGUAAAAUACAUUUUGUUCUAUAUAACAAAGAGCAUUGCAAAAAUAUCUGCAUUUUAGAUUCAAUUUUCAAGGCGACUAAAGGAAAACAACAGAAAUUACACAAGGUCUACCUCCAGACUCCAAUUUUUAAAACACCGCUGAAAUGCGUUUUCAAUGAAUCAUGUAUGCUAUGAUUAAGAAAAAAUGAUUGUCAACAUAUGUGAAAUGAUGUUCAAAAUAUUGAAAUGAAUGUCUUCACGGGUCACGCAAAGACAUUGCAUACAAGUUACAUCUAAUGGAAAGCGUUACUUAUCUGGUAGAUAAAGUGAUGGUUCUAUAUACUUUCAGUAAAUCAAUAUAAAUGCACUCUAAAUAUAUUACAAUGCGUAUCAAACUACAAUCUAUGCUGUAAACACAUGACCCAUAGUGAUAUUGAUAUAGUUCUUUGUUUCAAGCUUGUUGAGGUGGGCGAACGUCCUUUUGGAUUUGAUUUUUCUUACACAUUGUUAACCAUGAAGCGGCAUUCAGAAUCGAUUUAGUUUUAUGAAC
Branchiostoma floridae (Florida lancelet) is the source of this 2685-nucleotide messenger RNA. RefSeq names its product 4-coumarate--CoA ligase 1-like. The record is from RefSeq and is a predicted model, not a curated record. Gene Ontology annotation, molecular function: CoA-ligase activity. The transcript has 12 exons. Lineage: Eukaryota; Metazoa; Chordata; Leptocardii; Amphioxiformes; Branchiostomatidae. Bases 221 to 1996 code for a protein of 591 amino acids.